This is a messenger RNA of Ceutorhynchus assimilis (cabbage seed weevil), 2562 nucleotides long. The record is from the annotation of a GenBank genome assembly. NCBI's taxonomy places the organism in Eukaryota, Metazoa, Arthropoda, Insecta, Coleoptera, Curculionidae.
CCACUAUUGAACUGACCGAAAAGUGAAAAAUGCAAAAGUGAAGUUUUUCAAAAUUGAAGCGAUAAUUUUUUUCAAGUAGAAAAAAUUAGACCGCGAUAGUAAAUAUAGUAGGUAGUAUAAUAAUAUGACCUAGGAGCAGACGACUGCCUUGCCGAAUCCAUUAUUAUUGUCAAGGAACUGGCUUCACACAAAAUAUUCCAGAGUAUUAUAAUAAUUAGAAUCCCAGAAGCCCUCUGCAUUCCUGCAACCAUGGUCAACAAAACCAGUUUUUCGAAAUAUUUGUAUAAGUACCUAUGAAUCAAGCUAUAAAUAUACCAGAACCCCAAAGAUAUUGAUGUCAAAAGUAAUAGUUGUCCUUGUCCGAACUUUUCAUUUUCAUCAACCUUAUAAUAUGCCCAAGAAACCAAAGGCCCGAUUGCCCCAAAACUCCCAUCUAGAGAUACAAUCUUCGAAGCCUAAAGGGAUAAUAUCAAAAAAUAACCUAGGAGAAAUAUCGAUACAGUUAUACGCAAAACCUGGUGCUAAGCAAAAUGCAAUUACAGGAAAACUCGAAUUAAACGCUACAGAUAUAGAAAAUAUCAUUGGAAUACAUCAGACAAAAAAUGCUAAUCCCGUCAAUAUCAACACUGAUAAAUUAGACAAUGGGAGAAAUGUAAAGAAACAAAACACCGAUCCAAUUGAUGAAACAAUUUUAAAUUUUAAUACACCAUACACCGAAAUUUUCACUCCCAAAAAAUUCAUAAAAAGAACACCCCCUAAGGAUUUGAAACAUGAUGGCGAUAAUUCAACUUCCCCAAAAAGAACAAGAUCUGGAUCAAGCUCUUCAUCUUUCUCAGAUAGACCAAAAAUACCCAGACAUUCAGAUAAACCCACAGAAGAAACUGAAACUGAAAUUGAAAAUCAAACUGAAAUCACACAAGCAAAGGUAAUUAACUUUGAAGAUACAAAUAACAUGAAAGAAUCUAUACUGAAUGCUUUAAGUUCUUUAAAUAAUCUUACCGAGAAGGAGGAUUUUACUCAGAAAGAUAAAUCAGAGCUGAGGAAAGCUGGUUUUAAGCUGCAUGAAAUAGUGACAAAAUUGGCAUACAAAGUGGGAAAACGAGAAAAUGAAAAUUCUGCACUAAACAAAAAAAUGCAAAAAAAAAACCAUAAUGCACCUGCCUUAAGUCGCAUAGGGAGACAUCCUAUUGUCAAAGAAAAUCAAGGACAAGGUGUAGAAAAAAGUAAACGAUGAGGGAAUAAACAUCCAGAUAAAUGCACCUCCUGUUGAAGGGUCAGCUAACACAGAAUUGGUUAAAUACAUGGCUGCACUCCUAGGAAUAAAGUCCAGUUCCAUUACUCUUGAGAGGGGUCACAAAUCUCGCCAUAAAGUUCUAAAGAUUACUGGAAGCAUUACAGAAAUAGAGGUUAUUAAGAAAAUUAAUGAAGAGCUACCACGUGGCGUGAAGUUACUAGACGUAGAAUAGAUCCUAAAACCGCAACACACUUAUCUAUCUACUCGGCUUUUUGGUUUUCUAGUUCAUUUUUUAAAUGUACUGACAAUUUUAUGUGUUGAACUGACAACAGAUGAGUGAGUUCAUAUUGAAUGACUAGAGUCUAGCCGUCACAGCCGGAGCAAACCCGAUAAUAGCCGAACAGCGAACUCUGGUGCAUAGAGAAUUGAGAACAGAAUUUAAUUGUUAUUUCUAUCGUGUCUUUAACCAUUCUUAUUUUUAUCAUUUUUUUUUUUCCAAGAAAUGAUUAUUUGUAAAAAUAUAACAUUUUUGUAGUUCGGACUUAGAAUAGUAAUAUAGAAAAAAACGAACAAAACGAAAGUCCUUUUUUUUAUCUUAUUUUUGUCCUAUAUUUUAAUAUUUCUAGUUAAGAGGUAUCAGCCGGCGUAUUAUCGCUUUCAAAUAUUUCGGAUGAUCCAGAAAAAGAAAUUCGAUUUAAUCUUAAUGAACGUUAAUAAUGUGAACAGUUAUUGGGCGCUAGGGCGGUAGAAUAGACUGCCUAUAUGAACCCAUGUAUUGAGCACUUUAAAAUGAAAACAAAAUGAACUACUCCUCUUAAUUACAAAUGAGCGAAAAAAGGUACCAAUUACUCCACAGAGAAAAUUAAUAUUGAUUUUAGGUUUAUUUUUGUUGUUGGUUUCCUCUUGAUUUCCAAUUUAAGGAGUUCCUGAUAAAUAUCAACAUAUUUUUUUUUUUUUUUAGCAGUGUAUUACAUUGCUCCAGUCACCAACCUUUUGCUGCAACCGAAUAUACACCUUCCUUCGAAUUCAAUGCGUUCUGUUCGGCUUUCGGCUAAAAUCGUAGUUGCUCCACAUGUGAUGGCUAGACUCUAGUUAUUGAAUGAAGCAAGAAUAAGAAGGACCUAUUGUCUCACAAUAGGCCUCCUGCACAUAUUAUUAUUUUCACCUGAAAAUUUCUAAUUUUCAAGUCUAAUUGGUCAUUUUAAUCCAUUUAAAAUAAUAAAAAAUCUGUAAUGAGCCUUUCUUUAUUAUUAAAAACUAAUAGCUAUAACUGUAACAAUGGAAACAAUGUGAAAUUUAUUAUUUGAAUAUAGAAGGUGCACAAUAAA